Nicotiana tabacum (common tobacco) is the source of this 721-nucleotide messenger RNA. The record is from RefSeq and is a predicted model, not a curated record. Lineage: Eukaryota; Viridiplantae; Streptophyta; Magnoliopsida; Solanales; Solanaceae.
GCUGUCUUAUUUCUCCCUUUCCUCUGUCUUCAACAAUAGCCAGCUCUCUGUUUCACAAUUUUCCUCUCUGUAUAUCUCUUACCAUUAUUCCCUUCUCUCUCUCUCUAAAUACUAUUCAAACAUUUCUCUCUCUAAAAACCAUUCUACAUUUCUCUCUCUUCACAUCUCAGAUCUGAAUCAGACAACAUUUGAGGGGUGCAGAAUUUACAGAGUAUCGGGCUGCUAAGCAUACAAUAUCAGAAUGAAGAAAGCAUUUGAUCAAACUGUGCGGGACAUCAAGAGAGAGGUGAAUAAAAAGGUUCUUAAGGUCCCUUCAAUAGAACAAAAAGUUCUAGAUGCGACUAGCAAUGAGCCCUGGGGUCCUCAUGGAUCACUUCUUGCAGAUAUCGCUCAGGCUACACGGAACUAUCAUGAGUACCAAAUGAUUAUGUCUGUGAUCUGGAAGCGUAUCAAUGAUACUGGAAAAAAUUGGCGGCAUGUUUACAAGGGUUUAACUGUUUUGGAAUAUUUGGUAGCCCAUGGGUCUGAACGUGUCAUUGAUGACAUACGGGAACAUGCUUACCAAAUAUCUACAUUGUCCGAUUUUCAAUAUAUCGACUCCAGUGGGAGAGACCAGGGAAGCAACGUCAGAAAGAAAUCUCAGAGCCUUGUGGUUCUUGUUAAUGAUAAGGAGAGAAUUCAGGAAGUUCGCCAAAAGGCAGCUGCUAAUAGGGACAAGUAA